This is a messenger RNA of Pectinophora gossypiella (pink bollworm), 5949 nucleotides long. RefSeq names its product microtubule-associated protein futsch. The transcript has 17 exons. Lineage: Eukaryota; Metazoa; Arthropoda; Insecta; Lepidoptera; Gelechiidae. The record is from RefSeq and is a predicted model, not a curated record. The coding region runs from base 557 to 4810 and encodes 1417 amino acids.
CCUGCGCUGCGCGUACGCCUCUAGGCGGCUUCGAAAAUUUUACAUCCUAUUAACUAAACUAAGUACAUAUUUAAAUUAGUCUCAUAUAAAAUGUUUAACGCAAUAUCCCCGUACUGAUAAAUACAUUUCUAUUUAAAGUUGCAUUAAAUGUAAUAAUUAAAAUGUGUUUUGAGGCAAAUGUAAAAGUGAAAUUGUCUUUUGUGUAAUAAAAAUGUCAGCUUGUGAAGAAAGUGAAAGUGUUUACUGUGUUAGUUAUAUUUGUGUAAAAAAAGUCAAUUAAUUUUUGACAUGAUAAUUAUUAAUUUACACUCCAAUUACUCGCAAAUAAUCAAAAAUAGACUCGUAAAUAAUUUAAUAUACUUACUACCUAUUUAAUUAGAAUAGUAAUAAAUAAAAGUUCCAAAAUCAAAGUCAGUGAAAAUUAAAGCAACCGAAAUGCGUAAGUGAUUCACGAAGCAUUCGAAAAAAAAAUGCAUUCCGUUAACACUCAUUCGGAGACUACGGGUGCACGUGCGUUUAUUUUCAUUUAUAAAUAGCGCAGACAGACAGAAACAUUAUGACGUCACUGAAGGAGGGUGACGUCAUCGAUGGCGAGGAUAAACGGAAAGACAAAGAAGCGGAACUGCCUCCCAGUGGCACCUCCCUACACAAACGUCGAAGAGGAGAACCACCUGCUUCAUUAUCCGUCAAACCUCAAACGCCUUCUGAUGCCGAAGGAUCUUCGCCAUGUACCGCUGGCCCCACAUCAGAAGACUACUGGAGUCCAGACCCAGAAGCCAUAGACCCCGAAGCCUUCUGCAACAGCAUGCUUCAAAGACUGAAAGACAAAGACGACCCUGUCUCCAACAGAGGCAAAGAUGUCGCCGUCAAAACUAAAGAAACGUUAGAAAUUCUCGAUCAGUUAGAGAGGCUUUUAGAAUUGCUAGAUCAGUUCGUGACUUUGAAGGAACAACACGGUAAACUGAUGAAAAGAUUGAGAGAUGUGAACCAUUUGAAGAGACUCCACAAUGCUCACAAGAGAAUAGAUAAAGAGAAUGAGUUGUUGAAAUCGGAAACAAGAGAGAUAGAGUUGAUAAACGAAGCCUUAGAUGCUGAAUUGGAGUGUGAAUACGGGCAAGUGAUAUUUGAUUCCAUCGCUGGGAGUCGGAUGAAAAGGUCAGGGUCGAAGUGGAGGGGUCAUGGGAAGUUUGGAGGGUCACUUCUGAGGAAGCAAAGGUCAAGGUCAGCUGGAGGGGAGGACAGCGAUGCCCCUCCAGGCACUCCUCUGAGGAGACGAUCGGAGGGAGUGUUCUCUAAGGAAGUGGAGAAGUCCAAGGUCUCGAAGUGGACAAGAGUGAAAGCGGCGUUCAGAUGGGAGAAAGCUCAGUGGCCAGCAACAGGAGCCGCGGGGGCCGUGGCCGCGGGAGCCAUGGUCGGGGCUGUGGCGCUGGCGGGGUCUUCACCGUCUCCGGGUCCUGGCCUGGCCAACCCUGAGCCCAGAGACUCCGCUAGCCUCACUCCGGGCAGCGCCCUGUCUCUUACUCCUAACUCUUCGUGUGAGGAGUUAAGGUUGGAUUCAGGAAUCUCUCGCAAGAGCAUGCUGCGCUGUGACGAGAACGACAACACAUUCUUACAUGCGCCCACGCAGGACGACAGUUCCACCUCGCCAUCUCCAAACAAACUCCACAAGAGUCCCUGGGUGAAGAUGAGGGACAUCAUCCAGACUCGCCGGGAGUCUGUCAAGAAGAAGACCAGAGGGUCUAAGAGUUCACCAGACGUGGUUCCGACUAGAAGACGCUCGUUCAGCGACGGUGGAGACAGUGAUGCGCCUCCUGCGCUGACCUUGACUAUACCGUCUUCUGAAGAGCUUGAAUCCGAGCCAUCUCACCCAAUACUACGGAAGCAGCGCUCCCUGGAGCUUGGGGCCAGGCCUCCGCAGCACCGCACCCCUCGGCCCUCCAAAUGGACGAAGGUUAAAAGGGCCUUCCUCACGUCAGCAUCUGCCUCCGUACCCUCCAGCCCCAGUCGACAUUCUGCAUUCUUCACUGAUGCUGAAACCGAGGGUCUGAGUAGUGGUUGUGAAGCGAGCGGGGUUCGAGAGCAGAUCGCGAGAGAUUACGCCGCUCUGCAGACCAGGCUUGGCAGGGAGUUCUCUGACAGACGAGGGAAGCUUUAUGCUUCAUCACGACCAGUAGCAACUGAAGAGCAGUUGUCAGCAGACUUUAGGAAGAAGCUGGCAGAAUGGCAACGCAUGAAGGGGGUCAGGCAGCCACCGCCAGUUCCAGCUAGACAGGAUCUAAGUGAGGACUUCCUUAAAAAAUGGGAUGCAUGGAAGCGUAUGAAGGAUACCAAUACAGUGCCUGCAUGGGAAGAAGAGGCGAAACCAAAUGAAAUUCUUGUGCAGACAUCUACUGGACUUUUCAAAUUCCAAGGAAUAUCGCGAUCCUUCACACGCAAGCUCCACGAAUGGGAGAAGUCUCGAGGCAUAGCUCCUGAGGCGUCAACAUCAGCGUUGCUAAGAGCUGCGCGUGCGCGGGGUAAAGCUCCCCCCGCGCCACUCACGCGUACUCAAUCAGACGGCAGUGUCGCUCCGUCUGCUGCAGGCUCUGGACGUCUCCAUGCGUCCAGUCUCAGUGUCAACGAUGCUGAUGACUUCGAUUCGGAAUAUGAGAGAUCUCAUUCUCUGGAAGGUGUCGACGAAUGCGACGGUGACAACACUCGCGGGGCUGUGCUGGUGGAAGUAGAGGCCGAGGAAGUAUGCACUGCUGCUCCACUGAUGGCAGUGUCUCCAAGACACACUCCUCAGAAGCCAGUGUAUACGUACGGCAGAGCUGAAGCCAGGCUGCUGUGUGAGACUAGCUCGGCUGUCACUGGGACUGCUGUGUUGCAGCCUAACGGGGCAGUUAUUUUUUCAGAGACACGUGCAAAAAUGAGAGACUAUGGAUCGAAACCAAAAUCAUCCCGAGAACAGUCGAAACAAGCAGAGAAAAGAAAUCGUAAACUUGGCCGUCAACCAAGUAUUGAAGAAGACGCUAUGUUUAUAAGGAAAACAAUUGAAGAAAUAGAAAGAGGGAGCUCAAGUCGCUUAAAAGAUGAAGAAGAUAUUAUUGAAAAACAAGAGCCAGAAGAGUCGGAAGCAAUAAUCGAUAGAGAAACGCCAUCUACAAGUAAAACAUACAAUAGAAGGAAUUCAAGACAGAGUGACAUUUUAAAGGAAACAAGUGUCGGUGACGAUGAUACUAAAGAAGAUAGUAAACGUAAGGAAACGGAAAAAAAUAAUGGGAAAAAGAAGUCCAAAUCUAGAGCGAGAUUAGAACGAGAGCAGUCCAAACCAUCAGAGACAGACACUGAACCAGAAGUCGACACGGUGACAGUUGAGAUACCAAGAAGAAGAAAGCGACCACGACGGGCUUCGGAAAGACCAAGAACCCCACCAACUUCAUUACAUUCGGAUUCUGAAGGAGAAGUUUUUGUCCUCAAACUGAAGGCUCCAGAACCUCGUCAGGGAUCACCAGAAGUUAUAGUCAAAACUACUCGAAAAAUAUUCUCACCGGUCGUAAGAAGCGGUGAAUCUGUUCCAAGAGCAGUCAUACCGUUAGACGUUGAAGACUUAGCUGAAGUAACACCUUGUGAAACUAUCGUCAGUCAACACAGUACUGCAAAGAAAAAAGCGGAGAAGAAAAAUAAAGGCAACCAAGAGCUUUACGCCCGUUCGAAAAGUUCUGGUGAUCUCCAAGAGAGUGAGGAGCAAAUGCCAAGAACGAGGCCACCAUUGCCGUCAUCUCCAUCAUCACAGAGAAAACCUCAACCGAAGGAAACUGCUCCGUCCAUUCGUAUUAUGAUACAGAGAUACAAUAUGAAGAUCAACGAAGAAGGUCAUACUUCUCCAAACAGCAGUGGAGCUUCUUCACCGGCCUGGCGAUCCCCUAGCUCUGAAAGACGACGACCCCCCGACAUGCCUGUAGGAGUUAACAUUAGAAACAACCCAUUUCUUGAAAGGGAAGUCCAAAAAUCAGCAAGUGCCUGCCAGUUGUCACGAAGAGAUCAAACAUCCGUUGAAAAACGAUUAGCACCAUCGACACAACAAGGUUUAGACGGCGUUCUUAAAUCACACAGCGCCAAUGCUUUACAUCCAGAGAAGAAACUGGAAUCUCCUCGACCUCAAAAGAAGAAGAUGGAAGAAAGUCAAGAGACUAUCAAAUGUACUACAGCAAGCACAGAUACUAUAGUUCCUGAUCUAACAAAGAACCUUCCUGACUUCCAAAAUAAAGAUUCAGAGCCGGAACCCGAAAACCUUCCUUAUUCUCAUCCAGUUCUAAGACAGAUGUCGGAUACAAUAGUGCCGACGAUAUCGAGGUUCAUAACGGAAUAUCCUGGCAUAUUUGAGAGGUCGGUAUCGACUGUCGAGUCAUCAGGUCAGGCAGUGGAGACUGAGGCAGCGAUGAGGCUUUCAGAUCGCGCUGCAAGAAUCAGAGCAGCAAGGGAAAGGUUUCUGUCUUCGCCAGUACAGAUGAGGAGAGAAGGAACUAGCUCCGCGAGUGAUUUGAGACCUGGUGACAGAUCUAGUCGUAUCAGCUGUGAGAGUGACGUCACAGAAUCUCAGAGUUCGAGUGCGCAGGAGUCGAAUCUAGGCCGCAGUGCGUCUACUGGCAUGGUGAAUGUAGAUAGAGAGGCGUGGCAGAGAGUGACUGAAGGAAACCGUCGCGAAGGCCGGUCGCGAUCUAGAUUCAGCUUGGCGCGUCUAGCAGCCAAACUUCGAAGGAAAGACGAGAGUGCAGUAUCAAGACUGUGUCGUCAGAGUCUACUAGUCCAACUCAGAAACAAACAAUAAUUGAUUCAGGAGUAUGAUCCCUUAUGGUACUGAUGUCUGCAGCGAGGAUAUAUAGUAGUACUUUGACAUAGAUAAGCUUCAUAGAUAAGUUUAAAAUACAUGAGGUUGCUUUUAAACAAUCAUACAAUAUAAGUAGUUGGUAAUACAGUAUACCCACUAGACAGUAGCCAGUAAAGCGUUCUAUUUAAAUACGACAUAUAUGAAAAAGAGAAAUGUGUGUAACAGGGAUGUUACGGAGGUCCGAAAUUAUCUGAAGUUUCAUAAUAAAAAAAUACUAUCCGUUUCAGUAACGGAUAUGUCUAAGAGUGGUAUUAAUAAACUAAUCUCAGCUUCGAGACUGCCCUCAAGAUCAUGUCAAUGUGACAGUUCUCAUAUAAAAACAGAGACUUGAGCAUAAUCUUAAGGGCAGUCUUAGCUGAGAUUACUUUAUUAAUACCACCCUAAAAUGAAACACUUGAAAACAGAACACAGACAACACUUAAGACACACACACACACACACACACACACACACACACACACACACUGAAACACACACUCGCCGACUAGACUGACACUUACUACCUACACUACUACCACUUACUACACUAAUCAAGAAGACAGUUUUGUGUUUCUGCUCGACUAAGCCGACAGCGUGUCCACUCUAAUGUAUAUUUUUUGUUUCGUAAGUAACUGACUCAGUCAUUGUAAAAUUACUUACAGUAAAAUUUUAUAUUUAUGACUCUUAUGAGAGUUACCUAAUUGUAUUCUACUUUUAUAAUUCCGAAUAAUAUGUAGGUAUCCGUAACCGAAACUAUCCGAAAGUAACGGCUAAUCGGAAAUUAUUUAAUAUCCCGAAAAAAAUAAUAAUAUCUGAAACCCGUAAAAAAUAUUCCUUAUUUGAAAUUUCCCUAACAUCUCUGGUGUGUAAUAUGCAAUUUUGCUUGAAUGUGUAAGACGUAGUUUUAUUUAUUAGUACUUAAAUAUAAAAAAUAUGCCACCUACUAUGUGUCGAAAAAGUGCCAUAUGAAAUUAAAAAGUGCUUGGAUCGUAUAUAGUCAUCGUAUUUAGUCAAGCGAUAAAAUCAAGUAUUUAUUGAUGAAAAUAAAUGAAUGAAUAUUGGAGUAUUGUAGUAAACAAUAAAAAAAAUAUUUAUCAUUA